Closterium sp. NIES-65 is the source of this 1407-nucleotide messenger RNA. NCBI's taxonomy places the organism in Eukaryota, Viridiplantae, Streptophyta, Zygnematophyceae, Desmidiales, Closteriaceae. The record is from the annotation of a GenBank genome assembly.
AUGGAUACGCCGGCAUCUGAGCCUGCUCUUGCGUCAGAUUCUUCCACGUCAGCAGAGGACGUGGAGGAGGUUGAGAUUGAGGUGGUCGACGAGCCGCGUCGCGCGGAUUUUCAGGAGAAAGUGCGCCGAUUGCGGCAGGGAGUGGCGUCUAUGUUUGUGGACGCGGACAGGGUGGUGCUGGUAACCAGUAACAUUGAGGCGGAGCGAAUCACAGCAGAGGAGCUCGCAGGGCUUGGCAGUAUUCAGGUGUUCGCCAAGCCGUGGUUCUGGGACGACUCGGCGCACUUGAACAGGUCGCUGAUUCAAGCCGAGCCAGACACAGGGGACACGACUCAUUCCCGCCCUCCUCCCAUCUCCCUCAUCCCCCCAAUCCCCCUGAACCCCCCCACUCCUCCCACCUCACCCAUCCCCCCAUCCAGGCUCAUGCCACUAGGUCGCGGAUUCAAGCCCGAGCUGACACAGGGGACACGACCUGUUUCCCCUAUCCUCUCAUCUCCCCAUCCUUUUCUUCCCACUGUUCCUCCAAAUCCCUCCCUUCUCCCAUCCAGGCUCAUGACUCUAGGUCGCGGGUUCAAGCCCGAGCCAGACACAGGGGACAUUCUCACCCCAAUAUUCGCCGAGCUAAGAGCCACUCUUACCCCCUUCGAAGUGGAUAAAUACCGCGUUCUAGCCCGGCAGUGCGGGGAGCUUCUGGGAGAGGUAGCGCGGGGGUUGAGGAGGGGGAUGACUGAGAAGGAGGUGGCAGGGGCUGUGGCGGGCGCGUGUUACUCGAGGGGAAUUCACCCUAUUUUAUUGCUGGUGGGGGCGGAUGAGAGGAUGGAUAAGUGGCGACAUCCGCUGCCCACUUCUAAUGUGGCCAAGUCACGCCUCGUCAUUACCCUGUCCGGUCGUCGUCACGGGCUCAUCGCCUCUCUCUCCCGAGUCGUCCAUUUCGGCCCGCUCCCCUCGGACUCGCCCCUUCGCUACAAGCACACCGCUGUGACUUACGUGGAUAGCGUCGCCAUCGCCAGCACGCGUGUCGGCGCCACGUCAGAUGCAAUCAUGGCAAGAAUCCAGCAGGCCUAUGAGGAGCGAGGGUUUCGGGAUGAGUGGUUGCAUCACCACCAAGGGGGAGCGACGGGGUACAGGACUAGGGAGUGGAAAGCGGAACCGGGUGUACGGUAUUAUGUGGGCUCCCCACAAGCGUUUGCGUGGAAUCCGUCUAUAGCGGGUACAAGAUCAGAGGAUACGAUCUUGGUGGGGGGCGGUGCGGGGGACGGUGGUGGAGUGAGGAAUGGAGCAGGAGAUGGGGGAGUGGAGGGGGCAUGUCCGGAAGUCUUGACGGCGACGCCUGAUUGGCCGAUGAUUCGGCAUGUCGUUGAUGGAAUUGAAAUCAUGCGACCAGAUGUGUUGGAAAUCAUGGACUGA